AUGUCUUUUCGAAGGCCUGAUCACAGUCAUCAGCAUAGCGACUCGUAUAAGGGUUCUCAUAACGGGUCGUAUAACGGGUCGUAUAACGGGUCGCACAACGGUUCACAAGGCGGUUCACGGGCACCUUAUGGCAAAUCUUCUCGAAUCUACGAGGAUGGAGAUGGUUACAGAGGUCGAAGCUUUGAGUCUUCAAAUUCUGGCAGUUAUCGCUACGACGAUGAAAAAUACUACAACGAUCACCAAUCCCUGUCAGGACACCACAAGCCACGCUACGAGGAGAGGAACUCCAGACCAGCGUAUCAAAACCAGAGUUCUCACGGGUCAGCUACGGAUGAGCUUUCUUUGAAGGAGCCAUCUCCAAUUCCAGAAGCUACGCUUGUUCCUCAGAACCAUCUCAUCUCCGUAGUCUCGAAGACUGAUAAUAGCGAGCUGGUGCCGAAGAAGAACUAUAUGGUCAUUUAUGAUCCGGAAAUCAAGAAGGAUCCCUCCAAGGGCAACAAACCGUUGUAUAAGGUACCUAGUCUGUCCGCAAAACCUGCAGUUGAUCCAAGAAAGGGAACUGUGUAUCCUUUCUAUGAAAAGAGAGGCAGAAAGUCUAAUAAGCGCGUUUUCAAGUCGCUUAUUCCACCAAAGUACCAGUUUGACAAGCACUCCAUUGGACCCAAGCCGGCUAAUGAGGUGGUCAUAUGGGGAUUUCCAAGCUCUACGCCAGUCUCCCAACUAAAGAACAUCUUCAAGGCUUUCGGGACUAUCAUCGAAUUCAAGUCGAUCAAUGACCCGGUGACAGCUGUUCCGCUUGGCAUCUGUGUGGUGUCAUUUGACGGCGAUGUUGACAAGGCUCAUUCAGCAGCUAGAGAGGCUGUUCAGCAGACCAAUAAAAAGCGCAUAAUCUCUGGUACCACGAUACAGACGGGAAUGAACGUUGAGAACAGGCUACUGAAUGAGACCACAAGAAGGGCUGUGGAGAAGCUGAAAUAUAAGAAACGGAAAGAGGAGCAAUCUCAGAAGGAAAAGGAAGCGAGGGAUCUCCGCAGGAAGGAGCAACAGGAAUCUGCUACCAGAGGGGUUACUCCAAAAGAAAGGAAGCUACCUUCAGUUGUGAAUCAACCUCCUUUGUCGGCCCCCAAAGUGCCAGCCUUUCUGCGAUCUGAAGUAGAAGAGAUAGCAGCGUUAAGCGAGAUUUUGUCCUCAAAGAAUUCCUCUCGCGAGGUGCUUAGCUACGCAGAGACACUCCUGAAUGCUCCAAAGCUUACCAGUCAUGACCGCCACAUUAGGGAUAGCAGCAAGAUUGUCUUUCCUCGUGACAUAGAGAAGCAUAUCAAAGGGAUGCCAUGUAUCCUGAUUCCAGACAGAUAUGUGCCUACCCGUGAUAUUGCACCCUAUGAUAUCAAGAGAACUCUUGACAGAUAUGAGUGGAGUAGAGUCUUGACCCAUUAUUCGGGUUUCUACGUGGCAUUCAGUUCACUGAAGGAAGCAGCACGCUGUUUCCACAAGGAGGACGGUCGCAGACUAUUCCAGUACAAGAUGUAUAUGGAACUGUUAGUCCCUCCAGACUUCAAUGAGACCACCUCUUCCACCAUCAGAGGCUCAGUGCCAUCCCAGGCCAGUGCUUUGAUUACCAAAGAGUUGGAGUCUUAUUUAACAAAAGACAUCAGGGAUAAGAUUAUUGCGACCGCAAUUCUUGAUUUCUUGGACCCUGUGAACUUUCCAGAAUCGAUUAUGAAACUCAAAGAGGAGCAAGAGAAGAAAGAGCGCGAUGAGUUGGCUUUGAAAAAGCUCAAUCAACCUACUUCUGGCGAUUUUGUACCAGAUCUGCCAGGUGUCAGAAGAAACAGUCAGUCUCUAGCUCAGCUUCCAACAUUCAGAAGAGCAAAAGCGCCUACAUCCUCAACUGGUUUGACCGAUACCGGAAAACACCUUGAUAGGAAAGCCAGAUUGAACCUGAUGCCGAUGGCACAUGCUCUGAACUACGAAAGCUCUGAAGGCGAAGAGGAGGAGGAUGAAGAGGAAGCAGAGAAGGAAAAUCUUUCAGAUAAGGUGGAGAAUAAGAAAGCGAUCAAUAUUGAAAAGACUAAGAAGAAACAGAAGCUUGACAAAAACGGUACUGCUGUUUCCACCUCAUUCUCUUCUGAUGAUGAAGAAUCUGUUGAGUUCAAAUCAGAGGGAAAACGUGACUCUGCUUCGGAGCCCACAUCUCCUGAACCUGAGCUGAAGGUGAAAACCGAGGGCACCGAAAUGGAGGUUGAUACUCCUUUCUUCGUUAAUCAAGACUAUGCCAAGCUGGACAAACGUUAUCAACCAACGACGGGGCUUCCGAUACCUGUUUUCGAUGAGCCUUCCCAGCCUUCUCUAACAAACCUUCAGACUAUACAAGGCAUUGUGAAAGAUGAUGAAGACUUCUUGCUUCUGAAAUCCAUAGUGAGCGACUCUUCAGAUGUGUCUACAUUGGGCAAUCUGCAGUACUGGGCUUGGAAGAAGCUUCACGUAAGCGAUAGCAUGCACCCAUCAUCUUUCGUUGGAGAAGUUGAAGAAGUAACCAUACCGGAGCUUCAAAAUAAGACUGGAUCAGUCAGGACGGAAGGAUAUCAGAAAAUCCUGGACAGUCAAAAAGUGAAUUACUUGCCUCAUAGGCGUAAGGUCCACAAACCAUUAAAUACCAUUCAGACUGAGGAGGAAGAUGUCCAGGCUAGCAAUGCCGGCCACAGUUCGCGUGUCAAUCGUGCAAAUAACAGAAGAUUUGCGGCCGAUAUCAGUGCUCAAAAGCAGAUUCUCGGAAGCGAAACCGACAUUCUUGACCUCAACCAAUUGACCAAAAGAAAAAAGCCUGUUUCGUUUGCUAGGUCAGCCAUCCAUAACUGGGGUCUUUAUGCUCUUGAACCAAUUUCCGCUAAGGAGAUGAUCAUAGAGUACGUUGGAGAAAGAUUGAGGCAACAGGUUGCCGAGGUUAGGGAGAAGAAGUAUCUCAAGUCUGGAAUUGGUUCAAGUUAUCUGUUCCGAGUUGACGAGAACACCGUUAUUGAUGCGACCAAGAAAGGUGGAAUCGCAAGGUUCAUCAACCAUUGUUGUGUUCCCAGUUGCACUGCGAAGAUUAUCAAGGUGGAAGGUAAGAAAAGAAUUGUGAUAUAUGCUCUCAGAGACAUCGGGACCAACGAAGAGCUUACUUACGAUUACAAGUUUGAGAGAGAGACCAACGAUGAGGAAAGGAUUCCAUGCUUGUGUGGGGCGCCCGGGUGUAAAGGGUAUCUUAAUUGA
Messenger RNA from Kuraishia capsulata CBS 1993, 3252 nucleotides. RefSeq lists its product as uncharacterized. Gene Ontology annotation, molecular function: histone H3K4 methyltransferase activity; protein binding; nucleic acid binding. Gene Ontology annotation, cellular component: Set1C/COMPASS complex. The record is from RefSeq and is a predicted model, not a curated record. The transcript has a single exon. Bases 1 to 3252 code for a protein of 1083 amino acids. Lineage: Eukaryota; Fungi; Ascomycota; Pichiomycetes; Pichiales; Pichiaceae.